Molecule: messenger RNA, 969 nt
Organism: Penicillium concentricum
Lineage: Eukaryota; Fungi; Ascomycota; Eurotiomycetes; Eurotiales; Aspergillaceae
Product: ankyrin repeat domain-containing protein
Exons: 3
Coding region: 1-969 (322 amino acids)
Molecular function (GO): protein binding
Source: RefSeq, a predicted model, not a curated record
AUGAAAGGUCUUGACUCGGAAAUUACGUCCGUUGUGGAACUUCUCAUCACCAAAUGCGACGUCAAUUUGAAAGGCUUCAAUGGUCUGACUCCUCUACAUUUUGCAGCUAUCAGCGGGCACAGAACACUGGUGGAGUUUCUCGAAGGUGCUGAUGUUAAGGCUAAGAAUGACAAUAUUGGUUGGACUUCGCUGCACUGCGCAGCCGGUAGUGGAGACCUAGAACUAGUCAGACUCUUGAUCCGGCGCGGCGCGGCAGUCGACGUAGCAGACAACCAGGUCGGUUGGACACCCCUACAUAUCGGGGCGAUGAGCGGGCACAAAGAUAUCGUCGAUGUUCUACUCAACGGCUACAACGAACCGACCGAAGACAAUUAUGGUUGGACGCCACGCCAAUUUGCGGAAUUGAACGGGCAUGCGGAGGUAGUUGAGCUCUUAGAUGUCAAAGACAGCAAGGGUACUGACACUGUGUCUGCAAAUGAGGACUUGAUGCCGCUAGAUGUGGGCGAGAGAGAGAGGAGAUCACUCUUGCGUGGUGAUCCAUCGAUAGGCCGAGGCCAAAUUGGUAUAUAUGGUCAGAUCCAUCCAACAUCGCUGCACUGUAAGGCGAUAAACGACGGGCGGGGAAUUGUCGAGAUAUUAUCUGACACUCGCCGUGACUUUUACUUUACCGAUGAGGAUAAAAAUGGGAUACUACAGCAGUUCUCGAACGAGAAGGAGGACGGCGCUGAUAAGCACGCCAAAUCCCUUGUGGGCGAGACACCGCUCCAUCUUGCCGUCAAGUGUGGGCAUAAGACGCUUGCGCGGCUGCUACUUCAGAAGCGCGCUGCUACGGAGGCUAAAGAUGAGAACGGCAUGAUCCCGCUACAUUGGGCCGGUGCUACUGGGGAUGAUGCGGUUGCACAGCUACUACUUCUGAAAGAUGCUGAUAAAGUCGCCCUUGAUAGAAAUGGCAUGACGCCGCUACACUGA